Molecule: messenger RNA, 2712 nt
Organism: Athene cunicularia (burrowing owl)
Lineage: Eukaryota; Metazoa; Chordata; Aves; Strigiformes; Strigidae
Product: arylsulfatase D-like
Exons: 11
Coding region: 182-1984 (600 amino acids)
Molecular function (GO): arylsulfatase activity
Source: RefSeq, a predicted model, not a curated record
GGCAGGAGCAGGCGGGACGAAAUGCCUUUGACCAGAUUUUUAAGGGAGACCAACACUCACUGAUUACUCCUACAGGAAUAAGCAAGUUGUGCUUUUGAAAAUCCUUCUUUAAAAGCAAAGACCAGAAAGCCUAGGACAAAAAGGAAAGUGAGAGCAAAGCUCCUCCAGUGUGUGAGCGAGUAUGGAGAUUGCUGUCUACCAGCAGAUGAUUGCACCACUACCUUGCACAGCCAUUGCUGCCAUUCUAUUCAGGACGUACCUCCUAAUGGCACUGACUUCAUGUUUAUUUGGCUCAAGUGAAGCUGUGGACUCUAAACCCAACAUACUUCUAUUUCUGGCUGAUGACCUUGGCAUCGGAGAUAUAGGUUGUUAUGGAAACAAUACCAUAAGGACCCCAAACAUUGAUCGCCUGGCAAGAGGAGGAGUGAAACUUACUCAGCACAUUGCUGCAGCUCCACUUUGCACUCCGAGCAGAGCAGCUUUCCUCACUGGCAGAUACCCCAUUAGAUCAGGGAUGGCAUCCAGCAAUGGAUACCGGGCGCUGCAGUGGAACGCUGGGUCAGGAGGACUCCCUGCUAAUGAAACAACAUUUGCCAGGCUGCUGCAGAAACAAGGCUAUACCACUGGAUUGAUAGGAAAGUGGCAUCAAGGUGUAAACUGUGAAUCCUUCAAUGAUCACUGUCACCAUCCUCUCAAUCAUGGGUUUGACUACUUUUAUGGCAUGCCUUUCACACUUCUAAAUAACUGUCAAGAAAACAAACCUCCAGAGCUGGAUGUAGCCCUUCAAGAUAAGCUUUGGCUUUACAGUCAGAUAAUUAUCCUUGCUGUGCUCACUCUCACUGCUGGAAAACUGAUUGGUUUGAUUUCCAUCCACUGGAAGAUAAUUGCCUGUUUUACUUUGGUGGGCAGCCUUUUCUUCAUUUCUUGGUACUCCAGUUACGGCUUUGUGCAGUAUUGGAACUGUAUCCUGAUGAGGAACCACGAUGUCACUGAGCAGCCGAUGAGGUUAGAGAGGACUGCUUCCCUCAUGCUAAAGGAGGCAGUGUCAUUUAUCAAGAGAAACAGGCAUGGACCAUUCCUCCUCUUUGUUUCCUUUUUACAUGUUCAUACCCCACUCUUCACCACAGCAAAAUUUAUUGGGAAGAGCCAUCAUGGUUUAUAUGGAGACAAUGUAGAAGAAAUGGACUGGAUGGUGGGCAAAAUUCUGAAUUCACUUGACAAAGAAGGUCUGACAAAUCAUACAUUGACUUACUUUGCCUCUGAUCAUGGAGGACACUUGGAGGCUCAGGAUGGAUCUGCCCAGCUAGGUGGCUGGAAUGGUAUUUAUAAAGGUGGAAAAGGCAUGGGAGGCUGGGAAGGAGGAAUACGUGUGCCAGGAGUAUUUAGGUGGCCAGGAGUGUUGCCUGCAGGCACAGUUAUCGAUGAACCUACAAGUCUUAUGGAUAUUUAUCCUACAGUUGUUCAUUUGGCUGGAGGAGUAUUACCACAGGACAGGGUGAUUGAUGGACGAAGCUUGGUGCCCCUACUGCAAGGAAGAGCUCAAAAGUCAGAGCAUGAGUUCCUGUUUCACUAUUGUGGGUCCUACUUGCAUGCAGUGCGGUGGCACCAAAAGGACAGUGGAGCCAUCUGGAAGGCUCAUUAUGUGACCCCUGUCUUCCAUCCACCUGAGGCUGGGGCUUGUUAUGGAAAAGGAAUUUGCCCAUGUUUUGGGGAAGGCGUGACCCAUCAUGACCCUCCGUUGUUGUUUGAUCUCUCGCGAGACCCUUCUGAAGCCAAACCUCUGUCAGCUGACACGGAGCCCCUCUUUGACAUUGUAAUAAGGAAGAUUGGAAGAGCCAUAGAAGAGCAUCAGAGGACACUGACUCCUGUCCCAGAGCAGCUCUCUGUGUACAACAUCGUGUGGAAGCCGUGGCUGCAGCCAUGCUGUGGGACAUUCCCACUCUGUUGGUGUGAUAAGGAAGGAGACAGCACACAAAGUUUGUGAGAUGGAUGCUUACUAGCAUGUCCUGUGGCACUGAGUCCUCUGCUGACAAAGCUUUCAGAAAAUAACUGUGUCCUUCCUCUCUCUGGAAAGCAAAAUGGAUGAAAAUAAAGAAAAAGAGUCUUGAUCAGAGAUAUUUUUCCCUUCAUUCUUCACCACUAUCCAAAAAUCUAAGGAAAUCCUGUCUUGUGUGGUAAAUGGCUUGAAUGGAGACUGGUUUUGCACAUUUGACUGUAAGAGAGGGCUAUAUAGGCCUAGACUCUGCCUAAUUUAUGCCUACUCAAGGAAAGCAGUCAGAGAACACUGUAGAGACUGUAGCAUAUGGUGCUGAACCGGCAGCAGUAAGAAAUAUCAGACUUAAGCAGAACUCAAGAUGUUCACAGUUGUGCCUCUACAGUCCACAAAUCAUGGUCAUAGUCUAUCCAAACAUAGUCAUUUCUGUCAUUGUUGCUUCCUGUAUUUCUCUCUUAUUUCUGCAGUAAUCUUGUGGGGAUGUUGGGCAACACCUGAGACAGAGUGAGUCUGAUUUAGUGAGAGAUUGUCCUCAAGUUGUGAAUAGCUUUUUGAACAGAUCUGCAGCUUUAGCUGGGUAACAAUAACACGUCACAGUGCAAAGUACAAAACGUUGAAGUCCAGUAUAACUCUGCAACAGUUACAAAAGAGGGAGAAGCAUUUUGCUUUUCAGAAAGAGGUACUUGUGUGUGUUAAUUUGGCAAACUAAUUUUAUUGCA